Messenger RNA from Cyclospora cayetanensis, 1140 nucleotides. RefSeq lists its product as uncharacterized. Lineage: Eukaryota; Apicomplexa; Conoidasida; Eucoccidiorida; Eimeriidae. The transcript has 7 exons. The record is from RefSeq and is a predicted model, not a curated record. Gene Ontology annotation, molecular function: RNA binding. The coding region runs from base 1 to 1140 and encodes 379 amino acids. Gene Ontology annotation, biological process: tRNA modification.
AUGGAGGAAGGAAAGAGAGGCGGCAGGAAACGAGGCCAAAGUGGCGGCAGAGGGACUGGAAUCAUUUCAAAAUAUUUAGAGGAAUACAGCACGUGUUCAAGGCUCGAGGGACGGGAGGGAGAGGCACUCAACAAAGGAAACGGUGAACAUGACGCAGGAAACAGGUGCAACGCGGAUGCAGUCGCCGCUGGCCUCUUUGACGAAUUGCGCAGCCUCUCAGAUAAGCGCAAACGCUUCGAAGUUCACCAACAACUUCUGCCAGGUGUAGUCUUCAUCCGCUUCACGGACCCUUCAGAUAUUCCUUCCGAGAUUUGUCACGGCCUGCUGCACGUCGCAAGAAAGCAUCCGGGGAAAUACUCGUGCCGAUACGCCUCGCGACUGUUGCCUGUCGAUGUAUGCGUUGGGCCUGCGUUGGACGCCCUUGAGGCCGAACUGCGCAGCCUUUGCGCCCUCAAACUCCCUCUCUCUAAUGCAGCAACAAAGAGCUAUCCAGACAGAGAACUUGCGAGUGGGGAUCUUCAGGUCGCUCCAGCUGAAACUGCAGACGCCGCAGCUGCGCCAGAGCAUGCAGAAACCCCACUCUCAGGUACCGCAGCAAAAACGGCACCUGAGGACGCAGCACCAUCAGGAGCGCCAGGAGCAGUAGCAGACCCCACAGGCCCUGCAGCAGCAACAGAUGCCGAGGAAGCAAGAAUAGCGGUGGCUGCAACACCCCGAGAAGCGGCAGCCCAGGCAACAGCAACCUCAGGAGCUCAGUCGAGCGGUAGCGGUGAGCUGCAGCAGCAAGAGCAGCCCUCAGUGUCUGUCUUUUCGCUUUGGUGGAUGGAACAGACACGCGACAAUAGAGAACCGCGCUCAUCUCCCCAUCCGGCCCUGACACUGCCCCUGGAAACGUGGGCUUGCGCCUUUUCCUCUCGGGGGUUUGGGACGGUUAAAAAGGAGCAGGUGCUUGAGGUACUGACUCGGGAAGUCGGGAGAGCCUACAAGGUGGACAUAGCGAAUGCCACGUCCACAUUCUUAAUUGAGGCAAACCCUUACUUCUUUGGGGUCUCGCUGGUCAGGGAUUACGGCUGCCUGUACCGCUACAACCUGCACAGGUGCUGUCACCCAGAGGCUGAAGAAGAGAGCAAGGCUCGAUAA